Molecule: messenger RNA, 2291 nt
Organism: Leptopilina boulardi
Lineage: Eukaryota; Metazoa; Arthropoda; Insecta; Hymenoptera; Figitidae
Product: methyltransferase-like protein 25B
Exons: 11
Coding region: 745-2190 (481 amino acids)
Biological process (GO): rRNA modification
Molecular function (GO): rRNA (adenine-N6,N6-)-dimethyltransferase activity
Source: RefSeq, a predicted model, not a curated record
UGGAGGGGCACCUUUCUCUGCAUUAAUACACAUACCAAAACCAAUGCAAUAUUAUAUUGGUCUCUCCACACGAGUAUAUUAAAAGCGUAAUGCCGUAUAAUGUGACUUGAAAAAAAAAUUAAACGUGCGAAGACACCAGGAAGAAUUUGGGACAAUAUGAAUUCCUUGAGGUCUUUAAUUGGAAAGUAAUGGAAUUCGGUCGCUCUGAGAUAAACGCCUCAAUAUUCAUUAAGUUCCUGUCUUGAAGAAGAUCUGGAGAUGGGCAUUUGGCGAACGUCCAGUUGAAGAUUCAAGUCUUGUGUCCUACUUGAAGAACUUUCACUUAUACGUUCUGGCGUAAGAGACCCCAGAAACGAAAGGGAAAAACUCUCAUAGUGAGUUGCGAAUUAAAUUGUUCCCUUGAGAUGCGUAUAAUUGGAGCAGGCGAUAACUUUGUUGGAAUAUUACAUAGUAUGUUUCUCUGCGGUUAGAUAUAAAAAAAAAUAAAUACUAGAAGUGCACCAAUAUAUGGAAGAUAUUGCAUUAUAUACAUAUAUCUGAAUAGCCUGAUUCUCAUGAAAGUCCAAAGCGUAACAGCAGAUGCUUUGAUACCAAAGAUUGACGAUACUUUUUCCAUAAGGUGUAAAUGUGUGUGGUUCGUUAAACCUGUAUGAGCUAACGUAACUGUUCUGUUGAAGAGUGAAAGUGGUGUGUAAAGUGGAACAUGUACUGAAAGUAUAAGUACACACAUACACAUUUACAAAAAUGUCUUCUGAACAGUGCAAAUGUGAUACUUGUAUAAAAGUCCGACAUAAUAUUGAAGAAAUAUUUCGUAUACUUGAUAUUUACGGCUGGUUACUGGAUUCCUAUAUAGUGGAUUUUUUCUUAGACGAUUUAUGGAGCAAAUUACCAGGAGAGUGGCAAAAUAUGUUGGAUUCUGUGACACCGGAAGAAUUAGGAAAAUGGAUUUCAGGUGAUGAUGAUAAAUCAUGUAAACGAGUUUGGCCUUUGUCGUUGAUUGCUCUGAGACAAGUUAUUAAGAAGUUGGAAAUUAAUAGGAACCAUAAUGAAAGGGAAGUCAUUAAAUGUCAUAGAAGAGAAAAUAAUCCAGCAAUAAAGGAAAUAGAUUCUUUAAAUUCAAGUUCAAAUAUAAACAAUCAUAAAUUUAAUAAGCUUUUUACGAAACACGUGAAAACGAAAAAACGUUACGAAAUUGAAAGAAUAACAAAGAUAUUAAAUUACUGUACUUUAAAAACAAAUUGUACUUGUGUUGUUGAUAUCGGUUCCGGAGUGGGACAUCUUUCUCGAGCACUUGCAUUUAAAUAUGGAUUAAAUGUUAUUUCCAUAGAGCAGGAUUCAACUUUAACGGAUCAAGCAAUAAAGUAUGAUAGAGAAUUGUCAGUGUCUUUGGAAAAAAAUAAUUUUGCCAUUAAUGGAAAAAUUGAUCAUGUUUCAAUGGCUAUUAAUGCAAACAAUUCUGGUGAACAGGUGAUAAAUGAUUUAAUAAAGAAUUUUGCUAAUGGAUCAAUUAAGAGAUUAAAAACAGAAGAAUUUGGGAUAAUUGGUUUACAUCCUUGUGGAGAUUUGGCAACUACACUUUUAAGAUUAUAUUCAUUAUCUGAAAAGGCAAAAUUUAUUUGCGUUGUUGGGUGUUGUUACAUGAAACUCACUCUUAGGAACGAUGAAAAUAAUUUGAAAGGAUAUCCGAUGAGUAUACAUGUUUCAUCAAUAGAUUCUAACAAAUUAUCUUUCAAUUCUCUCGAAGUGGCUUGUCAUUCUGUUGAAAAACAUUGUGAAAAACUAAAGAAUGGAAAUUAUAUGGAUUUAAUUGUACAUACAUAUAGAGCAGCCUUGGAAUAUGUUUUGGUUAAAAAAAGUCAUAAACUUCGUCGUAUACAAAUAAAAAGCGUAAAAGUUAAGGAAGGCAUGUCAUUUGAACAAUAUUGCAAACAUGCAAUAGAAAAUUUGGAACCAGAAAGUCAACCAGAAUUAUCGAAUUUUAUACAACCAAAAAUACGUGAAUUUUUGGAAAAAUCAAAAAGAGUAUUAAUUUUUAACUCACUUCGAUUAAUGCUGGCACCAUUAGUUGAAACAAGUAUUUUAUUAGAUAGAUUUUUAUUUCUUUCUGAAAAAGGUUUGGUUCCUUCAUUAAAGGCUGAAUUUGAUUGUAAAUUGUCACCAAGAAAUUUUGUACUUAUAUCAACAAAGUAAUUUAAAUAUCAACUAGAAAUUCAACAUAAUUCACGUUAUAUUUUUUAUAGAAUAUAAUAUUUAUAAAUAUUAUGUGAAUUAAAGUGAGAUAUAUAUAAGAA